This is a messenger RNA of Dromiciops gliroides (monito del monte), 1948 nucleotides long. RefSeq names its product mediator complex subunit 20 (gene MED20). Bases 830 to 1444 code for a protein of 204 amino acids. Lineage: Eukaryota; Metazoa; Chordata; Mammalia; Microbiotheria; Microbiotheriidae. Gene Ontology annotation, biological process: regulation of transcription by RNA polymerase II. The transcript is spliced from 4 exons. Gene Ontology annotation, cellular component: mediator complex. Gene Ontology annotation, molecular function: transcription coactivator activity. The record is from RefSeq and is a predicted model, not a curated record.
CGGGGCGGGGGGGCAGUUCAUUUGGGUAGCGGGGAGAUCGCAAAGUGUCUUGGGCACCCAGAGCGGACCGUGGGGGAGGAAGGAGAAGGCACUGCGUCCCCGCAGAGGCCUCCUCCCGACCCGUCCCAUUUCCCCGGACUUGCUCUGGUGGGUGAGUGCGGGAUGCCCGGACUCUGGUGUGUGUUGGGGCCUUUUCUUUACCGGCUCUCAGCCCCUCCCCCACCCUCCGGGGGCGCUGCGGGACGCGGGCGGGCGUGGGUUUAUGCGUGCAUGUGCGUGGAUUUGGUAGAUUAAAUAAAAAUAUAGGCUUUAGAGCUGCUUGUAGACCUUAGAAAUCAUUUAAGCCAAUUCCUUCGUUUUGCUGGAUGGUGAAGGGCGGGGGGGAGGCCUUGGAGGUCACUGAGCAGCCGGCUUCAGCCUCUCUUCUUCCCUGGCCUGGCCUCUCGCCGGAGACACGCUACAGUAGAGCCGGACCAAGAGGGCAGGGUUCGAACAGAGCUCUCCUGCCUGACCAGACCUUGAUGACCGUCCUCCGGGAUCUCGGGAGGGAGCAUUAUCCCCGGCACUGAAAGGGGGAGGAAGGAGACUGCUUCUGAACGCUGUUGGGCCUAGCUUGGGAAAACCCAGCAUGUUGAAGAGCGAAAAGGAGAGACGGCAAGAGAAAACGUGGACUGUGUGUCCUUGUAGUCUGCUUUCCACCUAAUGGGGCGAAGGGAUCCUUGUCAACCCUCUUAUUUCCUUUGGAUCCCCAGUGCUUAGCACAGUGCCUCACACAUACUGGUGCUUAGUAAAUGCAACUUGACCAAGGAAAGGCAUCAGUGUGUCCCAGAUGCCUGUGGCUGAGGGUAAGAGUGUCCAGCAGACCGUGGAGCUCCUGACCAGGAAGUUGGAACUGCUAGGAGCAGAGAAGCAGGGGACAUUCUGUGUGGACUGUGAGACCUACCACACAGCAGCUUCUACCAUGGGCAGCCAAGGCCAGGCUGGGAAGCUGAUGUAUGUGAUGCACAACUCAGAAUACCCUCUAAGCUGCUUUGCCCUCUUUGAGAACGGCCCAUGCCUCAUUGCCGACGCAAACUUUGAUGUGCUCAUGGUGAAGCUCAAGGGGUUUUUCCAAAAUGCCAAGGCCAACAAGAUUGAGACCCGUGGCACCCGCUACCAGUACUGUGACUUCCUCGUGAAAGUGGGCACUGUCACCAUGGGGCCCAGCGCUAGAGGCAUCUCUGUGGAGGUGGAGUAUGGCCCCUGUGUGGUGGCUGGUGACUGCUGGAACCUGCUCUUGGAGUUCCUGCAGAGUUUCCUGGGCAGCCACAAUCCCGGGGCACCAUCGGUGCUUGGGAAUAGACACGACGGGGUGUAUGGUCCUGCUGACACCAUGGCCCAGUAUAUGGAACUCUUCAACAAGAUUCGAAAACAGCAGCAGGUGCCUGUGGCUGGGAUCCGUUAGUGAGUGGGGAGCUGCAGAGCGAUGGGCGUUACCAGGGUGACUCCACAGGAGAUGAAGGUGCUUCAUCCCAGCCCCUGACCCUUGGAACCCAGGACAGAAAGUCCAGCCUUCUUGUCUUCCUCUGAACAUGCAACUGUGGCUUCUUGUAUGAGGCUUUGUAACACCCCCCGCCCUGCACAGCUUGCGUGCACACACCCCCACACACACACCCUUUGCCCACACCCAUGUACAGUGGUCUUAGAAUGAGCCUUGUUGCUCUUGACCUAUGGGGGGGGGGGCAGAGAACUGUGGAUGAUGGAGAAGUUGGAGCUUUUCCCUCCUCUUUCAGGAAGACAGGCCGGGGGUGGUAUCCUUGGCUUGGUUUGGCAACUGCCUUCGGCCUCCUGUUCUCUCUGGCUGCUGUGGCCUUGGCCCAGUUCCCCAUUUGGAUGGGCUGUUUUUAUAUUCUGAUCAUUCUGUAAUAAAAGUUUGUUCCUUUGGUCUAAGGAUAUGGCUGGGUUUCUG